This is a messenger RNA of Haliotis rufescens (red abalone), 4112 nucleotides long. RefSeq names its product myosin heavy chain, striated muscle-like. The record is from RefSeq and is a predicted model, not a curated record. Gene Ontology annotation, molecular function: cytoskeletal motor activity; ATP binding; actin filament binding. Gene Ontology annotation, cellular component: myosin complex. NCBI's taxonomy places the organism in Eukaryota, Metazoa, Mollusca, Gastropoda, Lepetellida, Haliotidae. The transcript is spliced from 29 exons. The annotation marks the transcript as partial.
UCAGAACAGCUUUUAAACCUAGGCUAUCUAGGGCUGUUCUGCUCGACUUCAGUUGGCCUGGUGAACACCUUGUGUUGUCCAUCAUCUUCAGGCAAACUCCCGAUUUCGGGUUGCUGUAAUUUUCGAGGAGCUUUGCCCCGAGUCCAUCAUCUAAAAUGGCGUCCUACGACCCCAAAGACCCGGAUAUGUUGUAUCUUGCUGUCGACCGCAAGAAAAUGAUGAAGGAAAUGGUAACACCCUUUGACGGCAAGAAAGCUUGCUGGGUUCCUGAUGAAAAGGAAGGAUUCAGAGCUGCUGAAAUCCAGAGCACCAAGGGAGAAGAGAUCACCGUCAAGACAGACAAGCUGGAUGUCAAAACCUUCAAGAAGGAUGACAUCCAGUCAAUGAACCCUCCCAAGUUCGAGAAGAUCGAGGACAUGGCAAACUUGACAUAUCUAAAUGAGGCUAGCGUUCUCCACAAUUUGAGGGCCAGAUACGAAGCCGCUAUUAUCUAUACGUACUCCGGCCUCUUCUGUGUCGCCAUCAACCCUUACCGCCGUCUCCCCAUCUACACCCCGUCCGUCGUGGCCAAAUACAGAGGCAAGAGGAAGACCGAGAUGCCUCCUCACUUGUUCUCCAUCUCUGACAACGCCUACCAGUUCAUGGUGCAGGAUCGCGAGAACCAGUCUAUGUUGAUCACCGGCGAGUCUGGAGCCGGAAAGACUGAGAACACCAAGAAGGUCAUCGCCUACUUUGCCCACGUCGCCGCUGCCGGUGGCAAGUCCGACGAAGAUCAAAAGAAGGGUUCCCUCGAGGACCAGAUCGUGCAGUGUAACCCUGUGCUGGAGGCGUACGGUAACGCCAAGACAACUCGUAACAACAACUCCUCCCGAUUCGGAAAGUUCAUCCGUAUCCAUUUUGGUACCUCUGGAAAGAUCGCCGGAGCUGACAUUGAGACCUACUUGCUGGAGAAGUCUCGCGUGACGUUCCAACAGUCCGCCGAGAGAAACUACCACAUCUUCUACCAGAUGUGUUCCAACGCCAUCCCUUCAAUCCCCGAGAAGAUCCUGUGCACGCCUGACCCCGGUCUCUACUCCUUCAUCAACCAGGGCACCCUCACGGUCGACGGUAUCGAUGACGUCGAGGAAAUGAAAAUUACAGAUAGUUCCUACGAUGUUCUUGGAUUCACGGAGGUGGAAAAGAACAGCAUGUACAAGUGUACUGGCACCAUCCUCCAUCUUGGUGAGAUGAAGUUCAAGCAGAGAGGCGAACAGGCCGAGGCUGAUGGAAGUGGAGAGGCCGAAAAGGUAUCCUUCCUCUUAGGUGUGAACGCCGGUGAUCUUCUGAAGUCUUUGCUCAAGCCCAAAAUUAAGGUCGGCGCCGAUUACGUCACCCAGGGCCGUACCAAGGAGCAGGUGGUGAACUCGGUUAAUGCCCUGGCUAAGUCUCUGUACGAUCGUAUGUUCAAAUGGUUGGUCUUGCGAGUUAACAUCACUCUCGACACAAAGAAGCCAAGGCAGUUCUUCAUCGGCGUGCUGGAUAUCGCUGGGUUCGAGAUCUUUGAUUUCAACAGCUUCGAGCAGCUGUGCAUCAACUACACCAACGAGCGUCUGCAGCAGUUCUUCAACCACCACAUGUUUGUCCUGGAGCAGGAAGAAUACAAGAAGGAGGGCAUCCAAUGGGAAUUCAUUGACUUCGGCAUGGAUUUGCAGGCCUGUAUUGAGCUCAUUGAAAAGCCUAUGGGUCUAUUGUCCAUCCUGGAAGAAGAGUGCAUGUUCCCCAAGGCGUCUGACAAGACCUUCAAGGACAAGCUGUACACCAACCACAUGGGCAAGUCUCCCAACUUCCUCAAGCCGGAUAAGAAGCUCAAGGGAGGCGCCCACGGUGACUUCUGCCUGAAGCAUUAUGCUGGAACUGUGCCCUACAACAUAACUGGCUGGCUGGAGAAGAACAAGGAUCCCAUCAAUGAGACUGUAGUGGAACUGUUGUCUCACUCCAAGGAAUCCCUGGUUCAGACCCUCUUCCCAGCGGCGGCUCCUGCAGAGGGAGGCGGUGGCAAGAAGAAGAAGAGCUCAGCUUUCCAGACUAUUUCUGCAACCCACAGGGAGUCUCUGAACAAGCUGAUGAAGAACUUGUACAGCACUCACCCCCACUUCGUGCGUUGUAUCAUCCCCAAUGAACUUAAGCAGCCAGGACUGAUUGAUGCUGCUCUUGUGCUCCACCAGCUUCAGUGUAACGGUGUACUAGAAGGUAUCCGUAUCUGCAGAAAGGGAUUCCCCAGCAGAGUUAUAUACUCUGAGUUCAAACAGAGAUACUCCAUCCUGGCUCCUAACGCCAUCCCCCAGGGUUUCGUCGAGGGCAAGGUCGUAUCUGAGAAGAUUCUGCUGGCCCUUCAGAUGGACACAGCCGAGUACCGUCUUGGCAAUACCAAAGUCUUCUUCAAGGCUGGAGUCCUUGGUUACCUUGAGGAUCUCCGUGACGAGCGUCUGUCCGCCAUCAUCUCUAUGCUGCAGGCCCACAUCAGGGGUUACCUGAUGCGUAAAUCGUACAAGAGGCUCCAAGACAAGAGAACUGCCUUGUCUGUGAUUCAAAAGAACAUCCGUAAGUGGCUGGCCAUGAGGAACUGGCUCUGGUGGAGAUUCUACACCAAGGUCAAGCCCCUCCUGAACAUUGCACGUGCCGAGGACGAGAUGAAACUGAAGGAAGAAGAACUUGCCAAAUGCAAGGACGAACUGUCCAAGGUCACUCAGAGAGGAAAGGAACUCGAGGAACAGAACGUUGACCUUCUCCGGCACAAGAAUGACCUGUUCCUUCAAGUGCAGUCUCAGGGUGACACUCUUUCCGACCAGGAAGAGCGGAUUGAACAACUUGUCACGCAAAAGGCUGACUUUGAACAGCAGCUGAAGGAUUUGGAGGAACGUCUUUUGGAUGAGGAGGAUGCAAACGCAGAUGCGUCAGAGCAAAGGAAGAAGUUUUUAGACCAAAUUGAAGGUUACAAGAAAGAUAUAACAGACCUUGAGGGUAGCCUUGCAAAGGCUGAACAAGAAAAACAGACCAAAGACAACCAGAUAAAGACACUCCAGGAUGAGAUGGCAGCUCAGGACGAACAAAUCGCCAAGAUGUCCAAGGGCAGAAAGGAUCUCGAGGACACGCACAAGAGGACCCUGGACGAUCUUCAGAAGGAGGAAGACAAGGUCAAUCACCUCAACAAACUAAAGCAGAAACUUGAGGGGACACUUGAUGAGUUGGAGGAUAAUCUGGAGCGCGAGAAAAAGGUGAGAGGUGAUGUUGAGAAAGCCAAGAGGAAGGUGGAGCAGGACCUAAAGGCAUCGAAUGAGACUGUAGAAGAACUUGACCGGGCAAAGAGGGAACUUGAAGAGGCAGGCAGAAAGAAGGACCAGCAGAUCAACAGCCUCAACUCCAGAUUGGAAGAAGAACAAUCCUUAGUUGCUCAACUCCAGAGGAAGAUCAAAGAGCUUCAGGCCCGUAUCGAGGAGCUUGAGGAGGAAUUGGAGGCUGAGCGAUCUUCCAGAGCAAAGUCUGAGAAACAGAGAAAUGAUUUGUCUCGAGAACUCGAGGAGAUUGGAGAACGUUUGGACGAAGCUGGUGGAGCCACUUCCGCUCAGGUUGAACUAAACAAGAAGCGUGAACAGGAGCUCCUGAAGCUCCGUCGUGACCUUGAGGAGUCCACCAUGCAACACGAGGCUCAGGUAUCUACACUCCGCAAGAAGCAAACUGACGCUACCAACGAGCUCAGUGAGCAGGUCGAUCAACUGCAGAAGGUCAAGAGCCGUCUGGAGAAGGAGAAAAACCAGAUGAAGGGAGAGAUCGACGACUUACAAAAUCAGGUCGAAUAUGUCAAGAAAAACACUGGCAUGUCCACCAAGCUUUCGAAACAGAUGGAUAACCAGCUGUCAGAACUAAACUCCAAGAUCGAGGAUGGUCAACGACAGAUCAGUGACCUCCAAAGCCAGAAGAACCGACUCCAGAACGAGGCUGUUGAGACAACUCGUCAGCUGGAGGAGGCGGAACACAAAGUCGGCCAACUCACCAAGGACAAGAAUGGACUGCAGAAUGCACUCGAUGAUACCAAGAGAAGCCUGGAGGAUGAGACUAGAGCUCGCCAGAAGCUC